Grammomys surdaster is the source of this 885-nucleotide messenger RNA. Its product is annotated as bile salt sulfotransferase 2-like. Gene Ontology annotation, biological process: sulfation. Bases 401 to 742 code for a protein of 113 amino acids. Gene Ontology annotation, molecular function: sulfotransferase activity. The record is from RefSeq and is a predicted model, not a curated record. Gene Ontology annotation, cellular component: cytoplasm. The transcript is spliced from 4 exons. NCBI's taxonomy places the organism in Eukaryota, Metazoa, Chordata, Mammalia, Rodentia, Muridae.
ACACACACACACACACACACACACACACACACACACACACACACAAUGUUGGCUUAUUUCCCUCACUUACUUUGCUGAUGUGGUUAUUAAUGAUGCCAUCAAGCCUUGAUUCAUAUCUCCAUUAGAUUUCAGCCAAUAGCUUGCUGUAUUGAUGCGAAUCUUUCUUUCCAACACCAUAUAAAAUACUAUUCUCCCAUCUCUGUCAUCAAAUUUUUUUGUCUUCCUAGUAUACCUCACCAGAAGGCAAGUAUUUACAGGAAUCACCUCUAGAUUCUUGUAUUUGUGUGAACAAUUCCCCCAGGACAUAUUCCUGUUCUUGCAACUUGGCAGUGGAAUACCCCCUCAUGGCCUCCAUGUUCCAUAUGGAUCAUGGUUUGAGCACAUCCGUGGCUGGCUGUCCAUGAGAGAAUGGGACAACUUCCUGGUGCUCUACUAUGAAGACAUGAAAAAGGAUACAAAGGGAACCAUAAAAAAGAUCUGUGACUUUCUAGGGAAAAAAUUAGAGCCUGAUGAGCUGGAUCUAGUCCUGAAGAACAGCUCCUUCCAAGUCAUGAAAGAAAACAACUUGACCAAUUUUAGUAUCGUCAAAAAAGAUAGGUUUCCUAAUGGCUUGAACCUCAUGAGAAAAGGCACAACUGGGGACUGGAAGAAUCACUUCACAGUAGCCCAAGCUGAAGCCUUUGAUAAAGUAUUCCAGGAGAAAAUGGCUGGAUUCCCUCCAGGGAUGUUCCCAUGGGAAUAAGUUUUCAAAAAUUUAAAUAUUAUAUGAACACUGAUGUUUAUGUUCCUGUUGUUCAAUAUGUGAAUAACUGAAUGUGGUCAUAAAAUAAAUACCAUUGUGGAAUUGUGAAGGUGACUUUUAAAAAUAAAACAUAGUGUUACUAA